Molecule: messenger RNA, 2502 nt
Organism: Myripristis murdjan (pinecone soldierfish)
Lineage: Eukaryota; Metazoa; Chordata; Actinopteri; Holocentriformes; Holocentridae
Gene: gnb3a
Product: guanine nucleotide binding protein (G protein), beta polypeptide 3a
Exons: 9
Coding region: 300-1322 (340 amino acids)
Biological process (GO): signal transduction
Molecular function (GO): protein binding
Source: RefSeq, a predicted model, not a curated record
UCCCCUCAUCACUGAUCUCCCUUCAUCCCUCCAAUCCUCAUCUGUUUCUCAUAGGAGCGGUGGACAGAGUCAGUGACGGAGGAAUAUCCCCACUGUGUCUGAUACGAAAAGUGAAUGAGCGGGAGAAAGUGUAGUAACUGGAGGGCUGAACAUAUGCCAGCAAUAAAAAAAGAGACCCCUGGAGGAAGAGUGAGAACAAUCUAACCAAACAUCUUCUGAGGAUUCUCCUAAAUUGGAUUAUCAGCUUGCCUGUCGUCUCUCCCUGUCUCCACUGGUGACAGUGCCUAACAACCACUGCCAUGGGUGAAAUGGAGCAACUGCGAAAGGAGGCGGACAGCCUCAAAGACCAGAUCACUGCGGCCCGUAAAGCAGUGCAGGACACCACCCUGCAAGAGGCAGCAGCUGGGAUAACUGUGGUGGGGCGCGUCCAGCUGAAGACCAGGAAGACACUAAGGGGCCACCUUGCCAAAAUCUACGCUAUGCACUGGGCCACCGACUCCAAGCUGUGUGUCAGCGCCUCACAGGAUGGAAAACUCAUCGUGUGGGACAGCCUCACCACCAACAAGGUGAAUGCCAUCCCUCUCAAGUCAUCUUGGGUGAUGACUUGUGCCUAUGCACCGUCUGGGAACAUGGUGGCCUGUGGCGGUCUGGACAAUAUGUGCUCCAUCUACAAUCUCAAGGGCAAAGAUGGGAAUGUCAAGGUCAUGCGUGAGCUGGCCGCACACACAGGUUACCUGUCCUGCUGUCGUUUCCUUAGUGACAGCGAGAUCAUCACCAGCUCGGGUGACUGUACUUGUGUACUAUGGGACAUUGAGACAGGAACACAAAAGACCGUCUAUGCAGGCCACCUGGGAGACUGCAUGUCUCUGGCCGUAUCUCCAGACUUCAAGAUGUUCAUCUCAGGAGCAUGUGACUUCACGGCCAAGCUGUGGGACAUUAGGGAGGCCACAUGCAGACAGACGUUCGGAGGCCAUGAGAGUGACAUCAAUGCAAUUGGGUUCUUCCCCAAUGGCAAUGCAGUCAUAACAGGAUCGGAUGACGCCACCUGCAAGCUGUAUGACCUGCGAGCCGACCAGGACCUCAUCACCUACCAGGACUCCAGCAUCAUGUGUGGAGUCACCUCCCUGGCCCCCUCCCUGUCUGGGCGCCUGAUACUGGCCGGAUAUGACGAUUUCAACGUCAAUAUCUGGGACACGCUUAAGGCUGAGAGAGUGGGAGUGCUGGCCGGCCAUGACAACAGAGUGAGCUGUAUCGGAGUAUCUGCGGACGGGAUGGCGUGUUGCACGGGAUCCUGGGACAGCUUCCUCAAGAUAUGGAACUGAGGCUGUUCCUCACCAGCAAGCAGAAAGAGAGCAGGAGAGAGAGGGGGUUGUUAACAUCUGCCUGGGAGAAAGAGAGGAAGAUAACAAGAGAGGGGAGAAUUGGAGUUUUAGGGAGGGAUGAGGGACAAGGAGCCGCUUAGGGUGAGAAGAGGGUAUUUUUAACUGUGCCAAGUCCAAUCUAAUGUUGGAGAGGGGUUGUGAUAUGAGGGGGGAUUUCUCUUCUCUCUUCCACUUCUCUCUCUCACCUUUCUUCUCAAGUUAUGGGGGCAAAAUGGCACAGAUGGUGGGUGUCUGAAAAAAGAUCAUUCUUAUUUGUAGUGAAUUAUAUCACAGUUCAAAUCGAAUCCAUUCGAUUAACAUAUGCACAUGUCUUGCAGCAGGUGAAAGGAUUACCCAAUGAGAACAGUUGCCAAAUGGAAAUGGUAGACAUUGGAUGAGACAGAGUUAAAAAACAGGUCCAGUUAGAGCCUGUGUAGGUUCACACCAGCUAUACUGUUACAUUUUCUAUCAACCAGAAAUUAUGAUGUCACAAACUAUAUGAGCAUUUGCAUUUUAUUUCAAACUGCUGUUUGUUUGUAGCUUUGGUAGACUUCCCUAGAUACUGUAGCCCUUAUAUUUGCUCUCUUUUCCAUUUUCUAAAAUACACUAGACUGGAGUUAUAGUUUGCAAAUGUAGCCAAUACAUUAGUGUUCAAGAGUUGUUUUGUAUGUGUAUGCGAUAGACAAUAUUUACUGAGUUGGGGUCUUAUCUUUUGACAUACUCCCCACUAGUUAGACCUGAAAAGUGCUUUGAGUAAACCGUUGGAUUGACAGAUGGCAUAAUCAAAUGGGUCUCAUGGUUCACUGAGCACUUACAAAAAAAGAUGACCCAUUUAUAAUAGGACAUGGGGAGAUUUUGUAUGAGUGUGUAUAUGGAUAAUAAUGGUUACUGUAUGCAUAUGAGCAAUACAUGAAAGUCUGUAUAGAACAGCUUACCUUUUCCUCUUUGCAUGGUGCAAUGAUGGUUUAUGUACAUACAACAAUCUGCUUAAAUCUAGUUUUGUCAUUGAUUUCAAUAUUACACCAGCAAGCUCUCACUAGAAUUUGGACUGCCUUUCUUUCCAACUCUGGAUACACACUGUGCAUAGUAAAGCCAUAGUACCUUUCUUAAGACUUUCUAAUAAAUGUGGAACUCUGCAUUA